UGUUGAUAUUAAAUGCGUAAUUACCUUUUAGUCCUGUUACCGCCGAUCGAUCAUGUGAUCGUAUUUGCACCUAUAGGUUAAAUCAUUUAUUUUUAAAACUUUAAUUACGUUUACUUUGAUAGAAGUAAAUUAAGCCAAUCAUACGUGACAAUACCUAUUCGAUUUAGCUUUGUUAUUUAAUCGCACUUCCCACCGAUGACCACUACAUUACAGUCACAAAAGUUGUAUAAUUUAAGGUGUUAUCGUUAAAUUUUGUUUUGUUAAUAAAUUUAAAAAAAAUAUCAGCUAUAAAUUUUAUUGACUGUGCCUACUCAAUGACCAAAUGACUGCUCCAGAAGAAGAUAAUUCAUAUUCAAAGUUGCCUAUCGAGGAACGAUGUGUACAUAAAUUAUGGAAAGCCAGAAUAAGUGGUUAUGAAGAAGCUAUUAAAUUGUUCGGACAAUUGGAUGAAAAAGAUUGUGAAUGGAACAAAUUUACUGAGAUCAUUAAGAAGUUCGUUAUUGAUAGUAAUGCAAUUGCACAGGAGAAAGGUCUUGAAGCCACAUUGGUUUUUGUGGAAAACUGUGCUACUGCAGGGCGGACGGCUGGGGAUGUCAUGGUUGGAUUGAUAACAAAAUGUUAUGGUGCACCAAAAUUAAAAACUAAAGAUAUUGCUAUACAAAUAACAUUGAUGUUUAUUGAAAUCGAGAAGCAAGAUGUAGUAAUAGAAGAAUUAGUUAAAGGACUGGACCAUAAAUUUCCUAAAAUUGUUUCAACUUGUAUUAAAGCUGCAACUCAAGCCAUUAAACAAUACGGAUCAAAAGUUAUAAAUGUUAAACCAUUACUGAAAAAAUUACAAUUAAUACUUGAAGACAGGGAUAAAAGUGUUAGAGAUGAAGCAAAAUUGUUGACAAUUGAAAUUUAUUCUUGGAUUGGGCCUACACCUGUUAAAGCUCAUUUAUCAAAUUUAAAACCUUUACAAAUUCAAGAGUUGGAGAAUGAGUUUGAAAAAAUAAGUGGUGAUAAGCCACAGCCGACACGAUUUUUACAUUCACAGCAAAUGCAAGCUGCUAAAAUGGUUGAAGCGGAGGCUACUAAUGAAGGUGUGGUAUUUGAGGAAAGUACUGAUGAAGUUGAUGAUGAUGAAGAAAAUAUUGAACCGGUAAAUAUACUUUGCCAGCUUAGUAAAGAUUUUUAUGAAAAGCUUGAAGCAAAAAAAUGGCAAGAACGUAAAGAGGCAAUAGAUAUGCUAGAAGGAAUAUUAUCCAAAGCUUUAAAAAUAGAAAGUGGGGAAUACGGAGACUUAGUUAGAGCUUUAAAGAAAAUAAUUACAAAAGAUUCAAAUGUUGUAAUAGUUGGAAUUGCUGCCAAAUGUAUGGCUUUAUUAGCUAAUGGAUUAAAAAAACAAUUUGAAACUUAUGCUUCUACUUGUAUACCAGCAUUGCUAGAGAAGUUCAAGGAAAAAAAACAAAAUAUUGUUUUGCCACUAAGAGAUGCUGUGGAUGCAAUAUAUUUAAGUAUGACGCUAGAAUCUAUUCAUGAAGAUAUUUUAGCAGCAAUAGACAAUAAAAAUCCAUCAGUAAAAGCUGAAUCAAUUUCAUUUUUAACUCGAUGUUUCACAAAAUGUACACCAGCCAUUUUAAAUAAAAAAUUAUUGAAAAUUUUUAUUACAGCAUUAAUUAAAACAUUGAAUGAAUCAGAUCCAAUUGUUCGAGAUAAUUCUGCUGAAGCUCUUGGUACUGCGUGGAAAGUUGUAUCAGAAAAAAAUAUUGUUUCUUUCUUGACCAAUGUCGACGCUAUAAAACUUUCCAAAAUUAAAGAAGCUGCAGAAAAGGCUAUUAUUGUUGCAAAACAAUCGACUGCUGUAAAAGAAUCUUUUUCAAAACCUAAUUGUGUCGCAACCAAUAAUGUCGAGAAAAAAACAAUUGCAACUACUAAUAAAAAUACUGCUUUAAAAAAAAAUCCUUCAACUAUAAAUAUUAAAAUUGCAAAAAGUGGUCAAGCCAAAAACCCUUCUGGUGUUUGUAAAGCAUUAUCAUCAAAUGGUCAUCUUCCAAUUGAUAGUGAAAAAGAAAUCAGUGACGAUGAGUUGGAAAACUUAGCUUUAACAUUCUUGCCCCCUGAAAUUUUAAGUGGCAUGAUUGAUCCAAAUUGGAAAACUCGUUUAUCUAAAGUUCAAGAAUUUUCUCAAAUAAUUGAUGAAUUAGAGCCUUCAACAGUUAGCAGUCAAGUAUUAAUAAAACUGUUGGUCAAGAAACCGGGUAUUAAGGACAAUAAUGUACAAAUUCAAAAGUUAAGACUUGAAUGUUUGAAAAAAGUUAUUGAAAAGUUUUCUAUAACCAGUAACAUGGAAUAUUGUAUACAAGACGUUUCUUCACUAUUGGGUGAUACAAAAAAUGGUAGCUUAGCUAGUGAAUUAUUGACUGUCAUUGCUGAUGCAACUAAACUGGAUCUGGUCUCUAAUAUUGUUUUAAAAUAUGCAUUUAAUAUUCAAAAGAACCCAAAAGUUCAGAUUGAUGCCCUCAACUGGCUUUCAGGUGCAAUAUUAGAAUUUGGAUUUGACAUUACACCUAAAUAUGUAAUUGAGUAUGUAAAAAAAGGCAUCAUAGCUUCUAACCCGCAAGUAAGGGUGGCUGUUAUUUCUCUUUUGGGUGUUAUGUAUCUGUAUGUGGGACCUCAACUAAAUUUGUUUUUUGAAAAUGAAAAACCCACUUUACUGCAACAAUUAAAAGCAGAAUUUGAGAAGCGCCAAGAUGAAGUCCCUCCAAAACCAAUACGUGGAAAAAUGAUUAAAGGAUCUACUGAAUCAUCAAGUGAUGAUGAAAAGCCAGAUAAUGAAGUUAUUAUACGAGAUUUUGUUCCUAGAGUAGACAUUACACCUUUAAUUACCGAUACUCUGAUAAAUGAAUUGUCAGAUAGAGAUUGGAAAGUUCGUUCUAAUGCCUUAAUCAAAUUGAAAAACAUUAUAACCGAAGCUAAAUUCAUAACUAAUAAAUUGGGUGAAGUAAGGGAAGCUUUGCAAGAUAGGAUAAGUGAUUCAAAUGCUCGUCUUGGUUCAAAUGCCAUCAAUUUAGUGGAAUUAAUCACUAUAGCCAUGGGAUCAUCUUUCAAAGUAUAUAUAAAAGGUUAUUUACCUGGCAUAUUAAAUGCGCUAGGUGAUUCAAAGGUAUUCAAAAGUCAAAGUGCUCGUCAAUGUAUGAAUACUUUUGGAGAUAUAUGUGGUUAUCGAGAAUUUUUUGGAGGUGACAUACUCUUGGAUGCAUUUAAAAAUAAUUCAGUAACACUACGAUCAGAAUUAUGGACUUGGCUUGCGGAAAAAUUGCCUAUUAUUCCUAUGAAGUCAAUUCCAGCUGAUGAGUUCAAAUGUUUACUUCCUGUUUUAUACACAAGUUUUGAAGAUAAGAGCGCUAGUAUUCGUAGUGCCUCUGAAAAGGCUGUUUUAGGGUUUAUGAUGCAUUUAGGUUAUGCUUCUAUGUAUGGUGCUUGUGAAAAAUUAAAGCCUAUGUCAGUCAAGUUGUGUAGAGAGAAAUUGGACAAUGAAAGACCAAACUUACCAAUCGAAAAGCCUAAAGUUGUAAAAUCUUGUGUUCCUCCAAGUACUUUGGUUAAAUCAAAAAGUUCAAAAAAACUUACGUCUAAAUCUGUUACUAAAGCAAACAAGGAAAAUAUUAUUUCUCGUGCAAAUAUGGCCACUGGGAAAAAGAGAGAAGAAAUAGAUAAUAAAUCAUUGUUUCAACAUAACAACUUAAAACAUCAACGUGAUAUUGAUGAACAUAAAUUAAAAGCUUUAAAAUGGAAUUUUGUUACUCCACGAGAAGAAUUUGUUGAACAACUUCGAGAACAAAUGUUAACAGCAGGUAUUAAUAAGGUAUUAAUUACAAAUAUGUUUCAUUCAGAUUUCAGAUAUCAUCUCAAAGCAAUUGAGUCUCUCACAGAGGACUUUAAUACGGCAGAUGAUAAUUAUUUGCCAUUAAUUAGUAAUCUUGACUUAAUCUUGAAAUGGAUAACCUUAAGGUUUUUUGAUACUAAUCCGUCUGUACUUUUAAAAGGUCUUGAAUAUUUACAACACAUAUUUAAUAUUCUUGUAUCCCAAAAAUAUAUUCUUCACGAUACUGAAGCAUCUAGCUUUGUGCCAUAUUUAAUAAAAAAAUUAGGUGAUCCAAAAGACAUAGUAAGAAAUACUGUCAGAGCUAUAUUAAAACAAAUUGCAUUUGUAUUCCCAAAUUCAAAGAUAUUUCAAUAUAUUAUGGAAGGAAUAAAAUCAAAAAAUUCAAGACAGCGUUCAGAAUGUUUGGAACAUUUAACAUCCAUGGUAGAAGAUUAUGGUACUUCAGUUUUUCAACCUAGCGUUGCAGUGGCUUGUAAAGAAAUUGCUAAAAGCAUUGGAGAUAGGGACAAUUCUGUCCGUACAGCAGCACUCAAUUGUUUUGUUGCCGCAUUCUUUUUACACGGAGAAGCUCUUUUCAAUUUCGUUGGCCAUAUUUCCGAAAAAGAUAUGGGUCUUUUGAAGGAACGAUUAAAAAGAGCUUCAAAGAAUCGAGUUGUACCUGUUGCCACCAUCCAGCCAACUAUGAAAAUUGUUAUACCUCCUAUUCAACGCGUAUCUGACAUAGAGAAUGGUGUUAUUGAUAGUACCUCAGACAGCGAAGAAAAUAAUGCUAUAAUUAAUGUUUCACUAGAAUCUAAUCACGAACAAAAUCCCCAAGGAAAUGAAAACAAUUCACCUUAUAAUUCUGAAAAUACAUCUUUACGCAUAUCAGAAACUAUUUCUACUGCUAUAGAAUAUUUACCCACACCAGAAAUGGAAUCCAGAACAUCUAACAAUGAAAUCACUCACGAAACACGAGUGACCCGAACUCGUUUUGCUUUAGACGAAAAAUUUAUCCAGGAAUUGGAUUCAGAAGUGAUUGAAACACCUCAAUUAGUCUUAAAACCAUAUAACUGGACCUCAGAUGACAAUGAAAUAAACUUUGGAAAAAUAUUUCAAGAUAAAUCUGAAUGUUUAUUUCCUGAUGGAUCGUCAUCAAAACCAUGUCUAAAUGUGAACCCAUAUAGUACUGCAACUGUUAUAAAAUGUAAAAAUCCACCUGCUUUUAUUGAUCCUAUUACGCAAUUGAUAAAUCAAGUGACAUCGAUGGAUUUAGAAAUAUCAAAAGUUGCAUUAUCAAAGCUCAAUAAAAUGUUAAUGAUACCUGAUACAAGAUCGAAGUUUUUAGAAGAUGGAAAAGUUUUGUCACUUUUUCAUGGCAUCAUUAGACAGUUUGAUAUAUUAUUAGAAAAUAAUGACCCUGUCAAAUAUAAAAACAUAUUUAAUUUAUGUUUGAAUCUGUGUAAAUACCAAGAAUUCAUGUUCAUAUUAACCGAACAAAUUGUGCAUGACUUACUUUUAAAGCUAUUGUAUCUUUUAUCUAAGACUGAAUUGGAUGGUUUGCCAAACCCUGACAUGUUUUGGCAAUGUGCGAACAGUCUUAUUAUGAAAAUUCUUGAUAUGUGUGUCCAUACGACAGUUACAUGUGCUAUUUUGACUAUACUUCAUAACACAGUCAAAAAUCCUAAAAACUCAACAAAUUACUUUAAAGAUUUGGUACUGAAAUGUACAUGGAAAUGUAUUAAGGAUUUUGAAAAGUGGGGUGAUGACUUAUGUUAUGAGCUAGUAUUUGAACGUGUACACAAAUUGUUGGAAGAAACUGAUUCAAAAUAUAGGAAAAAAAAAGAAUCAUAUGAUAUUCCAAUGAAAACAUGUACAACUGUUUUAUAUACAAUGGUAAAAAUACGCAACGAUAAAGUAUUGGAGAGUUUGGCUAAUUUAAAAUUGCCUAAAGAUUCUAUAAUGGUUAAACAUAUACUCAAGAUGUUAAGGCAUUUGAAGAAUAAAUCAAAAAGAAAUAAUGGUAAAUACAAUACACCACAUGAUGAACUAGACGAUAUAUUCAAAUUAAUAGGGCAACACGAAAUGAUGGACGAAGCCGUACAACAGUUAUACAGAUUUAAAAUACAGUAUCCAGACAUAGACAUAGAGCCACAUAUUUCUAAGACGACAAAAUACUUUCAAGAUUGUAUUCAUCGUCGACUAGCAGCAAUCAAAAAUAAUUCAAAUCGUCGUUCAGUCGAAUAUCAUGGAAUCGAUGACAAUUCCAAGUCACUUUUAUCUCAGUCUGCUACUGUUAGCGAAGCCGAUGGAUUUAUGAAACGGUUGCAAACUUUAAAAAUGAAAGCAUCAGCAGCGGGUGGUGUGUUGGACAGAAAACGUAAUAAAAACAAUAUACUGAACCAAAAUAUUUAAUCUUGGCCAACGUUGUUUUUCCUUCAGAAUAAAGUUUAAUUCCAUUUAUAGUUAUUAGUUGGCAUUGUUCUCAAGCAAAUGAUUCAGUUUUAUCAAAUCUUAACACAUUAACACUGAAAACCCAUGGAAUAUGGACACUAUUAGUUUUUUUUAUUUUUUUAUACUUUUUUUGUCAUUAUUUCAUAUAAUUAUUAUUAUCAUUGAAUAUUAGCGUUAGAAUGUUUUGAGAAUGUGCCUUAUAUGUUCUGUGAAUGAAAAAUUUGAUUCUUGCCAACAAUAUGCAAUUUUAUUUUA
Molecule: messenger RNA, 6556 nt
Organism: Rhopalosiphum padi (bird cherry-oat aphid)
Lineage: Eukaryota; Metazoa; Arthropoda; Insecta; Hemiptera; Aphididae
Product: protein mini spindles-like
Exons: 36
Coding region: 323-6262 (1979 amino acids)
Biological process (GO): mitotic spindle organization; microtubule polymerization; centrosome duplication
Cellular component (GO): spindle pole; microtubule plus-end; centrosome
Molecular function (GO): microtubule plus-end binding; microtubule plus end polymerase activity
Source: RefSeq, a predicted model, not a curated record